CCGACCGACUUCAAGCAGAAAACAGCAACAGUUGACUUGAACUGAGACCAAAGGCCGGGUUCCCUUUGUCUAACGCCUAAUCUAAUUGUGCAUUACUCUACUACAGUACCUUGCCUACUCUUCUCUUCAGCUCUCCUUGUUUUAUGAAGUCAUCAUCACGCAUUUACUUCUAUUUUUUUGUCACUCAGAUCGGUUGCGCCAUCGCUGUCCUUCGUUGACAGAGUCGAUAACCCCUUCUUGGCACAGCAACAGCAACAGCCACAGCAACAACAACGCAACACCGCCGCUUUCCCUUUUUGCUUGCUCUCAAUCGAUCGCUCUAUCGCGCCUUGUUCUACGUAUGCUAGCGUCACCUACUCCUUCCUACCGUUGUUUAGCGUCAUUAUUCCCUCCCUAUCUUCAACUGCACCCACGGACAGUGCAUAGGUAGGCUUGGUAGACAGACAGACGCACUCGCGCAUACCUAGGCUUACCUGCAUCUUGCCUUGCCUUGCCAACUUUCCGCUUCCCGCUUGAUUCUCCCGUCCCGACUUGUCGACAUAAUUUGCAUCUCAGCGAUCGAUACCUUGAAUCCGGACUCAUUUACGGACAGCAAUAAUCUCUUCCCAUAUUAGCCAACCCACUACCUACCUAAGGUACCUAGGUAGCUAUUUAUCGCAUUGUAGCACGGAGCAAACAACGUAGACAGGCAACUCAAUACAAGGCCAAGCCAGCCAAUACAAAGCAGGGCCGCAGGCGCAAUCGCUUGCCGUCCACUUACCUGGUCUGAUCUGCGAUCACUCAGCAGCCGCUGGCAGGUCUAAGCUGACCGCUGUCACACCCAAGAUUCGGUCCUUCCCUGCUGUCGGUACAAUACACCACCACCAAUCGCGUCAUAUCAAGUCGGAUGCUGCCUUAUAUGACCUCUCUAAGCCCGUGCCGCCCCCAACGCUUCUGCUUACCUCCGCCUCUUGAUUGACACUAGAAGUCGACCGCCUACACAACGGCAAUAUCUGCACAACAACAGCGCGCCCCCCGAGGCAUUUACCUCUAUAACUUAUCGCCAUAAUCGGCACUUCUGGCAAGAUGGUGUCAGACGAGACGUACGAAAUAUGCCUGCCUAUACUAGAAGAUGAAUCGUUGGAUGACGAGGACAAGACGGACAAGCUCGAGGAGCUCUUGCGCAAGGAGACGUCCCUGACUGGCAACAGUCUCGAAAACGCUGUUCUCGAUGCUCUUUGGCGAUAUCGUGAUGGAGGGAAUAUAGCAGCAUCACCACCUCCAAUUAGACAGACGAUCCUUCGGAGGCCAUCACCAGCAUCAUGGCGUGCAAAUUCGGGAACCCCUCUCUCGGGCUCACCCCGCCUCGGAGUUAGUCCGCUGGCGCCGCCAGGCUUCGUCCCGACCCCUUUUGGGCGCAACGUCGUGUCUUCGACGGCGUCUCCUUUCGGUUCCCCCCGCCCUUCACCCCGACUGGCUUUCGCUGCCCCUAUCAUCCCGAACAGCCCGAACCUGAACGCAUACGAGUUCGCUACCGAUGCACCUUCUCAAGAGACGUUUGGAGACAUGCAAAACGACAAUGUCGACUGGCUUACAAACGACGAUGCGGUGAGUGUCACCUCGUCGAUUGGGACGGGAAGCGCUCUCAAUGCCGCUGCGCCGGAGUAUGCUCCCUCGCAGCAGGUGGAUAUGACACCGUACGAUAUGCUCCGUUCGAUUCUCGGUCCGUCGAGAUCCGACGAAGAGAUAGAUGCUGCACUUGCCAUGCACGGCUAUGAUCUCGGCGCCAUCAUUUCUGCUUUUAUGGAUACCGUGGACUCAAGCGCGAUGCAGGCCGUUCAUACAGAGGAAAACAAAACCAAUGGACUCCUCAUCGGCAAAUCGAUGACUCCGGAUGCGCGGCCCUCCACCCCGGCUGACCAGAGGUCAGGUAUCAUUUGCAAAUUCUUCUUGGCUCAAGGGCAGUGUUUGAGAGCCGAUUGCAGGUUUUCGCAUGACCUGAGCAACCAUGUCUGCAAAUAUUGGGUUGCUGGGAACUGUUUGGCGGGUACCACAUGUAUAUUCUCACAUGACCCCGUCCAUUUGUUGAACAAGCUCUCAAUCGACGGAACCAAUACUCCCCCGCCCUCGCAUAAGGGUGGACUCAGUAUCCAAGUCCAGGACAUGAACUCUUUUCCCUCACUACGACCGGUAACCCCUGAGCACUUGGGCAGUCUUGCCUCAGGUAGCUACUUCCCAUCCAUGGGGGUAACUCCACCUCCCGGCUUCAAAAUUCCAGGCCUUGCCGGGGAGAAUCUUCGGCCUCGCUCUCGUCCAAGCAGUCGUCAGCAGCAACGCAAGGAACCAGUGCAGACUGCACCAUCUCUGGACGAUGCUGAGGCCUUCCCAUCUCUCGGAGCCGCGUCUGCCAAAGCAACCAACAAAAAGCAGCAUGGCAAACGGAGCAGUCAGGGGCAUCAAAAAGAGGGCUUGAUUUCCAGUUCCUUGGCAGAUAUCGUCAAGAUGUCGCCUUCGCCCGCGCCCGAAGCGAAGCUGGUCUCUAGGAAGAUGGGUCGCACUGUGAGCUCAACGAGCAUACGGAACGGCGAGAACAGCGCUGCGGCGCAGUCUAUCCCCAGUCCCAAGCAUAUUCCGUGGUUAGAGACGGGUGAGAAGGCGAACAAGGCAUACCUCAAGGCCCGCCAAGAUGCUAUCAAGCAUGGCGGGCUGAGGAACAAGUUCUUGCAGAGUGCCGCUCAAGCUUGGAACCGGAACGACGCCCGCGCGGCCAAGGCUCUCAGUCUCCGUGGUCAGAGUGAGAACGAUCUUAUGAGGAGGGCUCAUCGUGAGGCGGCACGCGAACUAUACGAGGAGCGCAACAAGAACAACAACAGCGCCGGGUCUGAAUUUUAUGUCGACUUGCAUGGGCUCCAUCCUGAAGAGGCGGUCGAAUAUCUCGAGAAGGUGCUGCUCGAGAACGAGAAAGAAAGCAGGCCGAUAUAUGCUAUCACGGGCACCGGCCACCACAGCAAGAACGGCAAGGACAAAGUCGGCAAGGCGAUCCGCGGAUUCUUGAAUGAGUGGCGGUAUGCGUUCCGUGAAUUCUCGGUCCCUGGAGACCAGCGGAACAUGGGUGGGAUCUUGGGCAUCGACGCGAGAAGCUAUGACAAGAGUCUGGCUAGGAAGUCGCAGCAGGAGCCAGUCGACAUACUUGCACAAGGGAAAGAGAUCGGUGAAGGCAAGGUCAAGCUUUUGGUCAGGGAUACAACCAAGGAGCCACCCAAGGGGCCUGCUGGAUAUCGUGGACGAUGAUUUUCCCGACACGUAUGGAUAUGAGCACGCCGCUUGUUGAUACAGUGCUGCGGAAAGUAUAGUAGAUUUUUACUUAACAGACAAGGUCGGCUUAUACAUAGCUCACGCUAAUUCGGCCUCGCUGGCCCAGAAAACAGAAGAAAAGACAAAGAACACUAUCAUAACUCACG
Messenger RNA from Pyricularia grisea, 3440 nucleotides. RefSeq lists its product as uncharacterized. Gene Ontology annotation, cellular component: nucleus. The record is from RefSeq and is a predicted model, not a curated record. The coding region runs from base 1066 to 3270 and encodes 734 amino acids. The transcript is spliced from 4 exons. Lineage: Eukaryota; Fungi; Ascomycota; Sordariomycetes; Magnaporthales; Pyriculariaceae. Gene Ontology annotation, molecular function: metal ion binding; RNA binding. Gene Ontology annotation, biological process: negative regulation of DNA-templated transcription.